GGAACUCAUCAGAAAAGGAGCUCAAAGCCCUCGAGGAAAUGAUGAUUGUUGGUUUAUCGGUAGGGACAGGAAAACCACGCUGUCUCGCCGGGUUUGUUCCAGGCCACUGACCCAAUAAGAAGCUUCGUCUCCUGCGGUUCUGACUGCCUGAAAGAUCAAACCUGGCUGUGCCGCAGUGUAUUCAUUCCCCCCAGGGUCAAGGACAUAAUGUGACACAUCUCAAUCCCUGACUGCCUGACUGACACACACCGAGGCCACCAUGCAGGAGUGCCACACCGCACUGUGUCUGUCCGUCUACAUUAUCACCUUUGUGCUGGGCUUUCCGGCUAAUCUCCUCGCCCUCUACACCUUCUCCAAGAAAGUGAGGAAGAAAUCCACGCCGAUCGACAUCCUGCUCCUCAACCUGACAAUCUCUGACCUCCUCUUCCUCCUCUUCCUGCCCUUCAAGAUGCAGGAAGUAAUGAACAACAUGCUCUGGGACAUGCCCUACCUGUUGUGUCCGCUGUCUGGCUUCAUCUUCUACAUGACCAUUUACAACAGCACCUUCUUCCUCACUGCGGUCAGUGUGGAGCGCUACCUCGGCGUGGCUUUCCCCAUCCAGCACACCCUGAAGCGUCGUCCCGUGUAUGCCGUCGCCGCCAGCAUCUUCUUCUGGAUCUUCUCCUUCCUGAACCUGAGCAUCGUGUUCGUCAUGCCCUUUAUCCGCUCUGACAACCCUCUGAAUACUACCUUAGGCCUCAAUGACACUGCCGUUGAUCAAGAGAGGAAGGAAGUGUGUUAUGAGAACUUUACCGAUGCCCAGCUGAGGGUCCUCCUGCCCGUGCGUCUGGAGCUCUGUGUGGUUUUGUUCUGCAUCCCUUUCCUGAUUUGCAGUUUCUGUUACAUCAACUUCAUCAGGAUUUUGACCAAGCUGCAGCACAUUGACCGCCGCCGGCGCCUCCGGGCCAUCGGCAUGGCUCUAGGAACAAUUCUGGUGUUUGCUUUAUGUUUCGGGCCCUAUAACGUCUCGCAUAUUGUCGGUUAUAUCACAUGGAGAAGUCCCGACUGGAGGGACAAAGCGUUGCUGUGCUGCACCUUUAAUGCUUGUCUAGACCCUCUUAUUUUCUACUUCGCCUCUUCUGCUGUGAGAAAGAAUGUUGGUAGUGUGAUGGCAGGGGUUAGGAGUCGCCUAAACCGGUGCAUGUCCUGUCACAUGCUCAGGGCCUUGUGUGGGGGGAUUAACGAGACUGCAAAAGAUAAGGAACACAAACAAGAAGAGAUCAAUGCUAUCUAGGCUGACUGAGAGAAAGCUGUGAGCAGCUGCCUUCGCUAUGUUCUUUCUUCAUCCCUGGAAGCAGGGAAUCAAUGCCAUGUUUAUGUUUUUACAUGUGUGGGGAUGGCCUGGCAUACUGUAUGUAUACAGUGCAGCAUGUCCCUCUUUGAUUCAACUUCCCUCUGAGAAACGAGACCAAAGAGAACCGCUUCGGUCUGUCGGAGCAGACCAGAGCAGUUUGUAUGCACUGUGAUAAGAAUAGCCAGACCACUUUGAACUGCCAUAUUUUAAAGGAAUAACUGUUCUUACAGAGCAGCAGGAUUUCAUAAAGAUCUCCCUCCAUGCAGUUGGUGUUGCCGAGUGCUCCGCCAACAAAGUGUAUAUCUUAGCAACAGUUGUAGACGUCACCUCUUAGCAAUAAUAGAUAAAGCUUUCCUAAUAGCUUUAACCAUGGACAGGAUAUUUCUUCUUUUUGUUACAACAUGUUCAUUAUGUAAAAAAGGAGGAGAGACCGGGAUUUGUGCAGCUUUACAAAAACACAUAGUAUGCAGCUAUAAUGUUGUUUGCUUUUUAUGUGAACAUAUAAUUCUGUGUUUUGCCUUACAUGGGAGACCAUUGUCAUGCGGAUUUUAGUUUACAAAUCUAUAUUUAUAUUGGAUUUGAUUAUAUGGUCAUGUUUAAACCAUACGUGGUACUAAAGAAUCAUAUUUGUAUGAAAUGCUGUAUGAAUAUAUGAAAUCUGAAAGCCGUAUGACGGGGGAUGUUAUUGCAAAAGAGAAAACACAGAAAUGCUAUUUGCAUACAGAAAUUGAAUAAACAUAUAUUUUGCAUAA
Molecule: messenger RNA, 2085 nt
Organism: Gymnodraco acuticeps
Lineage: Eukaryota; Metazoa; Chordata; Actinopteri; Perciformes; Bathydraconidae
Product: free fatty acid receptor 2-like
Exons: 2
Coding region: 260-1273 (337 amino acids)
Biological process (GO): G protein-coupled receptor signaling pathway; cellular response to fatty acid
Cellular component (GO): plasma membrane
Molecular function (GO): G protein-coupled receptor activity
Source: RefSeq, a predicted model, not a curated record